AUGUUCUACUCAGAGACUUUGCUCAACAAGAGCGGGCCGCUCGCCCGCGUCUGGCUUUCUGCCAACCUCGAGCGCAAGCUAUCAAAGAAUCAUAUCCUCCAAUCCAAUGUCAAAGACAGUGUGGAUGCCAUCAUCAUGCCUAGCCAGGCACCGAUGGCCUUGCGACUAAGUAGUCAGCUGCUUUUGGGUGUGGUUCGAAUCUACCAAAGAAAGACGCGUUAUCUUUUGGAUGAUUGUAAUGAAGCUAUGAUGAAGAUCAAAAUGGCAUUUCGGUCUUCGGGCAACAACGACAUGGCCGUCAACCUACAAAUCCCCAACCGGGAAGCCCUGACGCUUCCUGACAGAAUCACCCCAUACGAUAAUUUCGAACUACCUCCUCCACCAGACGCGAACUGGCUUUUGUCUCAGGUGGAGGAUGUGACUGCUGCUCCAAUUGGCCGCAAAGGACGCGCCAGUCAGCGGGACAUCAACCUUCAGGAAGAUUACGACAACAGCCAGUUUCUUAACGAUGGCAUGGGAAUGGAAGAUGACAUGAUUGCACCGAUGGGGAAUAUUGAUUUGGAAUUGGAUUUCGGUCUUGAUGAUCUUGGCCUUGAAGGGACAGGUCUUGAGCCCGAAGGUGGCCGAAGGGAGGAUCGCACAGCAGCUGGUCCCGAGGUUGAUGAUUCAGAGCUUGAUUUCCCCCAAAAGGACGACGAUCGAGCGAUGACUUUAGAUCUGCCCGACGAGCGCGUUCAGAUCCAUGACGGCGAAGAUCUUGACCCGAUGGUACUCGAUUUCAACCCUGACGAUGUCUCCCAAGUACCUGAUAUCGCAGCUUACCCUCCUCCUCGAAUUUCGGAGUCGCCGCUUUCCGACAUCGACGAAGACCGGGUUGCACAACUAGAACAGGAUCACUCGAGAUACCAGAUGGCAGACCUUUAUGAACCCGACCACGAGGAAGACCAAGUCAUUCGACGACCGGCACAGCGCGCCAAGAAACAGAAGAUACUCACCCCUGAUGAAGAAAUCGCUCUCUCCAGUAACCACAUCAAGCAACAGCAAGCCAACCGCGACAAUAUCAUAAGGGAGGGUGGAUUCCUUCCCCGCGACCCCUUUCUUCUGGCUUUGAUGGAUAUGCAAAAGAGCGGAGGAUUCGUUUCAUCAAUCAUGGGGGAAGGCCGAAGCUCAGCCUGGGCUCCAGAGCUUCGCAAUAUGCUCACACUAGACACUGCUCGUGGCAUGAACGAGCUCAAGCGCAAGCGUGACAGUGGCAUUGCUGACGUCGAAAGUGACCACGGCGCUUCCAAGUCUCCACGUAUGCUCGAUGUCGGUUCAGACACCGGACUUGGCUUCGAGGGCGCUUUCGGUGAAAUGAGUAUCCCCCCGGAGGAAAGCCGCCAUGAAAUCCUCGCCGAUGACGAGAUGGACGAAGAGGCAGGAACCAUGAUGCCUGGCUUUGAAGACACGACUGUUGCCCUGGUCCAUCCUGCUGAGAGCGGUCCUGUUUCUCAAGUCACGAAACACGUAGUGCACCAAUUGCGAGAGCGCUUUGGUGACGAUGCUGCUGACAGCCCCAGCAAGCGAACUCAGAGAGCAGUUCUUCUCCAGAACCUUUGUCCUAGACAGCAGACCACCAAGGCCGAUGCUACCAAAAUGUUCUUUGAGUGCCUGGUUCUCGCGACCAAGGAUGCUAUCAAAGUCGAGCAGGGUCCUGGUCUAGGAGAUGACAUCCGGAUAAGGGCGAAGCGUGGACUCUGGGGAGCUUGGGCGGAGAGAGAAGCUGGUGGUGAGAUGUCUCAAGACAAUGACGCCCCGAAUGAGCCCGAGCAUGCUGCAGUUGCUUCAACCGCAGUUGCUGUUUCAGCAUAA
Molecule: messenger RNA, 1851 nt
Organism: Fusarium mangiferae
Lineage: Eukaryota; Fungi; Ascomycota; Sordariomycetes; Hypocreales; Nectriaceae
Exons: 2
Coding region: 1-1851 (616 amino acids)
Biological process (GO): mitotic sister chromatid cohesion; replication-born double-strand break repair via sister chromatid exchange; synaptonemal complex assembly
Cellular component (GO): cohesin complex; synaptonemal complex
Molecular function (GO): chromatin binding; protein binding
Source: RefSeq, a predicted model, not a curated record